CACAGACACAAAACACUGGGACUCGACUCGACUCGCUUCCAUGUGACAAGGCAAUAUUUCAACCUGGACUCUCUUCAGAAGGCUAAUACAGUUGUGAUGAAUAUUUUGUUUGUGUGUAUCAUGAUCCUGCAUUCACCUGACCUUUUCCAUCAUUUGUUGUUGACACGUAUUGGGAACGUAUUGAAAGCAGCUUUGUGUUCUUGAGGAGACACACACAGAGACACGUGAAUCCAGUAUCUUUCUCCUCUGUUUUAUGUUAACAGAAGGGUAAAUGGCAAAACCCCCUCCAUCCCCUAUCACUUCAGUAUCAUCCCCUACCACUCCAGUAUUUUUUACUCGGAUCAGUGAUAGGGACCUGACUGAGAUCGAGCUACAUUCCGUGGAGUCCAUCAACGACCUACACCGCACCCACCCAGUAUACAACCACAAAGGCAGCAGACGACCUCCUCUUCCUCCUGCUCCCUCCACCAAUGGGAACCUCCAUCUCAGGGACAGACCGAUUGUCUGUCAGACAGGGCAUCCAAUGAGAAGUCGAUGUCAGAGUACGCUCCGAGACCUGUUGACGCCCACCUCGUUUCGAUACACCAUGAUAGCACUGAUGCUAUUGAUGCUGCUUGUUAUCUUCUAUUUCUUAGUGCAGCAGGGCAGCGCUCUCCGGUCCCUGACUAAGGCAGUGAUGGAGAGACAGGCUGCAGCCCUAAAGAUCUCCCAACUCAUCCAGGAGCUGCAGGCGCUGCGCCAUAACCUCUCAGCCAUCACGGGAGGACCCUGAGGAGCAGAGGUCACCGAAAGGAACACCCUUCACCCCCUGGCCCCUGAGGGACCUGUCCUAGGGGCCCCUGGACAAUGAGACUGUUACACCAACUGUUACACUACAUGUCCCAACAUCAAGUCAAAUCCCUUCCCUGCACAUGGUAUUGGAACUUGGGUCCGUCCAGAAACAACCCCUGGCCCCUACUCCCAUAUGAGAAGAGCCCGGGUGUUAGAAAACCCACAGAGAAUUUCCAUAUACUGUAUAUUUAUAAGUUGUUUGAUUUGCUAGGCAAAUCUCACAAAGAAUAGACUCAUACAGUAUGAUUGUAGGGUUCUGAACACUUUAUAGCAUCUUUAGGGACUUCACAGCACAAAGGACCACACUCUUGAACUGACAAUGAAUGUACUCAGACAACUGCACAGGGACACAGAAAUGGUUGAGGUUCGAGAUGCCCAUGUGAUCUGUGACUUACACAGCUGUAACUUUUAGAAGUGGUAUUCUUUUACAUGUAUGCAUUUGACAGGAAAUGUAUGAUGAAAUGUCACAGCCAUUUUGUUACUGAAACACUUUGCUGAUUUGGGAAAUUCUGUCUGACUAUCAAAACUGAAACAUGUCACGAGUGGAACUGAAUUGUAUAGAAUGAAUACGCUGAGGUAGUGCCUUAGCACGUUUUCAAUUUGAUACACUUGGUGGAAUUGCAAUGAUGCCACUGUACACCAACUAAAUAAACAAAAGAGGUGAUAUUCAAAUAAAAUUGUAUUUGUCACAUGA
Messenger RNA from Coregonus clupeaformis (lake whitefish), 1525 nucleotides. RefSeq lists its product as uncharacterized. The coding region runs from base 272 to 772 and encodes 166 amino acids. NCBI's taxonomy places the organism in Eukaryota, Metazoa, Chordata, Actinopteri, Salmoniformes, Salmonidae. The transcript is spliced from 4 exons. The record is from RefSeq and is a predicted model, not a curated record.